Thamnophis elegans (Western terrestrial garter snake) is the source of this 472-nucleotide messenger RNA. RefSeq names its product procollagen galactosyltransferase 2-like. The record is from RefSeq and is a predicted model, not a curated record. The transcript is spliced from 2 exons. The annotation marks the transcript as partial. Gene Ontology annotation, molecular function: procollagen galactosyltransferase activity. Lineage: Eukaryota; Metazoa; Chordata; Lepidosauria; Squamata; Natricidae.
GCAGCUGCUCUCCCGCUCGCUCUCCUCGCUUUCCCGUCCAGCCGGACCUGCAGGUACGCCGGGAGCUCUUGGCAGCCGACCCCCGCGGAGAAAUGCCCGCGAUCCCGGCUUUCCCGUUGCGCCGCCGGCUCCCGCUCUUGCUUCUGCUGCAUUUCCCUCUCGCCCUCUGGAUGAAGAACGGCUGGGUGGCCGGCACAGCGGCGGCGGCGAUGAUGCCCGGCUCGUCUCCCCUGCCGGAAUCCGCCUUGCAGAAGCCCACCGUCUUCUUGGCCAUCCUCGCCAGGAACGCUGCCCGCUCCUUGCCCCAUUUCCUCGGCUGCCUGGAGAGGCUGCGCUACCCGAAGAACCGGAUCGCCGUCUGGGUGGCCACUGAUCAUAACAUUGACAACACAACCGCCAUGCUGAGAGAAUGGCUGAAGAACGUACAAAAACUCUACCACUAUGUCGAAUGGAGGCCAAUGGAUGAGCCUCA